Molecule: messenger RNA, 705 nt
Organism: Vigna umbellata (rice bean)
Lineage: Eukaryota; Viridiplantae; Streptophyta; Magnoliopsida; Fabales; Fabaceae
Source: RefSeq, a predicted model, not a curated record
UGUGUUGAAAAAUUAAUUCCAUAACCAACCACUCUCUCUCACUGUCUCCCUCUCUUUCUAUCUAUAUCUAACAAAACGCCAACUCCAUAACCAAAACGACACUCUCUCUCUCAUAUAUACUUCAAACUUCAUACACAUAGAAAACUCCUUCUCCUUCUUCCGUGAACCUGUAACUGUUUUCCGCACUCUCAGAUCUUCGCGCCGAACCUUUUCCAGUUCGAUUCGCGUUCUUCGGAUUUUCGCCAGAAUGAGAGAUUCAAGGUUAUAGAUUAAGAUGCUACAGUAUCAGUAACGGUAGCUUUUCGGAAAAGAAGAACACAACAAUGGAGGAUAGAGGAAGCUCAUUCGUUGCUGUGAGGAGAAUUCCUCAAGGAGAAACCUGCCAUUCAAAUUCUGCUGAGGUUGUGGCAGGAUCAGCAGCAUGGCUUGGUCGAGGUCUGUCUUGUGUCUGUGUACAAAGAAGAGAUAGUGAUGCUUCUAACUCUUUCGAUUUAACCCUCGCCCAGGAGGAAUGCUUACAGAGGCUACAGAGACGUAUAGAUGUUCCCUAUGAUAGUUCUAUUAUUGAGCACCAGGUACCUUUGAUAUUAUUACUUUUUAAGUCUGUGAGCAAUUGUGGCAACCAUUACGAUGUACACUUCAAUCUGUGUACUCAGUUCUAUCUGCUGUCGUUGGCUUAUUGCUGUACGUGAAAUCUUCAAUGUC